Messenger RNA from Lactuca virosa, 600 nucleotides. The record is from the annotation of a GenBank genome assembly. Lineage: Eukaryota; Viridiplantae; Streptophyta; Magnoliopsida; Asterales; Asteraceae.
AUGGAAAUGCUUUCGAGUACCGUCACCAAAAGAUCAAUCCUGCCGGUUUCAAUGCCACCACGAGCACCGUCAGACACAGCAGCUCACCCCCCAUGUUGGUAUCGCGCUUGUUCAAAGAUGCUGCAUCAUGUGCGCGUUGAAAUACUUCUUGCAGCAUAUGCUUCAUUGAUCGGACUACUCCAACUGAAGUAUCAUGACGAAUCUGCCUUUGAAACACAUAGGUUCUUCAUGACAUUAUCUGUCGUUGCAAUGACUGUUUUUGCACUGGCUUACUGGAUUUUAGAGUACCAUACAUGCGAGAAUUCCAACACGAAUGAGUCAUACGCCCAUCAUAAGAUCUUAGUAAGUAUUGCUUUUUUCUCGAUGGUUACUGGUCUUCUCUCCAUUAUUUUGGUAUUGCUUCUUCCUGCAAAGUUCGUUUGGAUUGCCCAGGCAGCUAUGGGUUUGAUUGUUAUAGCGAUAAUAGCAUGCGUCUCUAUCGAGCAUGUGAAUUCACUACCAAAGAAAAUGCAAGUACCGAUUUCGAAGGUCCUGGAAUUAGAUCAAGAACAAGUUUCGACGGAGGUGAGACAAGAUAUUAAUGGGCCACUUUUAGUUUGA